AUGGCGCUGCUGCCCCGCUUCAGGUUCGGCUCCUCGGCCGCUUCGCUUUUGCGCGGCGAUGCGGGCGUUGCUCCGGUGCAGCGGAGAUGCUUCGGCAGUGGCGAUAUGCAGGCGGUUGCCAUCCGCAUCAAGUCAGUCAAGUCCAUCCAGAAGAUUACCAAGGCCAUGAAGAUGGUUGCAGCCUCGAAGCUCAAGGCUGACCAGCGCCGACUGGAGGCCGGCCUUCCAUUCAGCACGCCGACACAGAACGUGAUGAACCUGCUUCCCAUCUCUACCACCGAGCCGGCCGGGAAGAACACCGCACUGGUCGUGCUCGCAUCGGACAAGGGUCUUUGUGGCGGCAUCAACUCCGCCGUGGCCAAGAUGACCAAGGGGCUGGUUGCCGGGGGCGAGGCUGGCGGCGCAGCCUUCUCGCUGUACUGCGUUGGCGAGAAGGUGCGCAGCGCCCUCGAGACCGCGUACGGAAAGUACUUCAAGAGCGUGUUCACGGAGGUGUCGCGCACCCCCUUCAACUACGCGAAGGCCGCGAUGAUCAGCGAGGCCUUGCGCCAGGGGAACCACGACCGCAUCCGCAUCGUCUACAACCACUUCAAGAGCGCCAUCAGCUACGAGACCAGGACGCUCGACGUGCUCUCCCUCCCGCAGUUCAAGGCGAUGCACAAGAGGGAGCUCAACGUGUACGAGAGCGAGCCCGAGAUGGCGGAGUUCUUCCCCGAUUUCUACGAGUUCUACCUGACCUGCUGUGUCUACGGCUGCAUGCUGGAUUCGCUCGCAGCCGAGCAGUCGGCGCGUAUGUCCGCGAUGGACAACGCCUCGACCAACGCCUCGGACAUGCUGCAGUCGCUGACGCUCAAAUACAACCGCGCGCGUCAGUCGAAGAUUACGCUCGAGCUCAUCGAGAUCAUUGGAGGUGCGAACGCGCUGUAG
Molecule: messenger RNA, 927 nt
Organism: Babesia bigemina
Lineage: Eukaryota; Apicomplexa; Aconoidasida; Piroplasmida; Babesiidae
Product: ATP synthase F1 gamma subunit , putative
Exons: 5
Coding region: 1-927 (308 amino acids)
Biological process (GO): proton motive force-driven ATP synthesis
Molecular function (GO): proton-transporting ATP synthase activity, rotational mechanism
Source: RefSeq, a predicted model, not a curated record